This is a messenger RNA of Hemiscyllium ocellatum (epaulette shark), 6389 nucleotides long. RefSeq names its product inactive ubiquitin carboxyl-terminal hydrolase 53-like. Gene Ontology annotation, biological process: sensory perception of sound; protein deubiquitination; response to auditory stimulus. The record is from RefSeq and is a predicted model, not a curated record. Gene Ontology annotation, cellular component: cell-cell junction. The transcript is spliced from 17 exons. NCBI's taxonomy places the organism in Eukaryota, Metazoa, Chordata, Chondrichthyes, Orectolobiformes, Hemiscylliidae. Bases 787 to 4068 code for a protein of 1093 amino acids. Gene Ontology annotation, molecular function: cysteine-type deubiquitinase activity.
AUCGUUGAGGUUCACCAGUUUGGUUAGUGCAUUGCCUGAGUACGCCCAAACUAAUGCCUCUAAGUAAAUGAGGAAGACAGGGGUGAAUUUCCUCCACAAUAUCCCAAUCUCUUGGCACCCCUUGUUGAUACAUACUCUGUUCAAUUAUACACAGAGCUGUUUUGCCUGAUCAACCAUUUUCUUCCUUCUCUUCCGCCCAAUUGACAGGUAAAAGAAGAAGAACGAGAGAAAGACAGUUCAGACCCAUACGUCAGGUAGGAAUACUCAACUCUUGCCAACACAGAUCCACUUCCCUGAUCUGUGGCUGGGAUCACACGUGACCGGACGCAGGCUGCUGGAAUCAGCUGGUGGUGACGCAACGGCGCGCGGUGCCGAUCUCGAGCUCGGACGGUUGGACCGGAGUCUUCUCUCGCGCGGCUCGCCUCACCUGCCGGAUCCGGCCAGAGCAGCGCUGCUGGCGGCGUCUUCUUCUUCUUCUUCCUCCUCCUCGCUCUCCGUCGCCAACUUUCGUUCAGUGAGCUGCCAUCGCUCAGCCCCCACCCCCCUACUCUGGGGAGUGUGUGUCUGGGAGAGAGAGAGGGAGGAAGGCAAUGAAGGACUGCGGAGGGUGAAAAGAGCAGAGGUUUUGGAGGGGAGCUACCCCAUGGCGAGAAGCCGCUUCACCUGAGCAGGGGAGGGAGGGCGGGCGGCGAUCGCGAGGCAACUGGCAGCGAGCGCGCGGCCCGAGCCGGCCUGCCCCCUCCCUCCGUGUGUCCGAUUGUUGUGGCUCGCGCCGCUCCUGGCACAAUGGCCUGGAUGAAGAACUUCCUGAAGCCCGGGGGUAACCUGCGGAGCGGCUACCAGCCUGGGAGCAUGUUGUCCAUCGCCCCGCCCAAAGGACUGCUGAACGGACCCGGAGAGAACAGUUGCUUCCUCAACAGCGCAGUGCAGAUUCUGUGGCACCUGGACAUUUUCCGAAGGAGUUUGAGACUGCUGCCUGGACAUGUAUGCUCAGGAAAUGCUUGCAUUUUUUGUGCUUUGAAGAAUAUAUUUGUAGAAUUUCGAAACAGUAGGGAAAAAGCCCUUCCCUCUGAUAUUUUGCGAAAUGCUCUGGCUGAAAGUUUUAAAGACGAACACCGUUUCCAGCUUGGUUUAAUGGAUGAUGCAGCAGAAUGCUUUGAAAAUAUUUUGGAGCGAAUUCAUUUGCAUAUAGUUUCAGACACUGAAAUGGAUACAUGCACUGUUAAAUCUUGCAUCACCCAUCAAAAAUUUGCCAUGACUCUUUACGAGCAGAGUGUGUGUCAUAGCUGUGGAGCUACUUCAGAUCCUUUGCCAUUCACUGAACUGGUACAUUAUGUGUCAAUUACAGCACUGUGUAAUCAGGUUGACAGGAUGAUAGAGAGGAAUGAACGUCCCAGGCCAGAAUCGUUUGCGGAGCUACUUCGGGCAGCAAGCACUAUUGGUGACUUUAGGAAUUGUCCGAGUAAUUGCGGACAGAAGAUAAAGAUUAGACGUGUGCUAAUGAAUUGCCCAGAGAUUGUCACCAUUGGUUUAGUGUGGGAUUCUGAGAAUUCCGAUCUCACGUCAGAUGUCAUUCGAUAUUUGGCACCUCAGCUGUCUCUCCCUGGACUUUUCUUCCAGGCAACUGAUGAACGGGCUAAGAGAAGUGAAUUGAUCCUUGUUGGAAUGGUAUGCUAUUCCAGCAGACACUAUUGUACCUUUGCCUUUCAUACUAAAAGCUCCAAGUGGAUAUUCUUUGAUGAUGCUACUGUUAAAGAGGUUGGAUCAAAGUGGAAAGACGUGCUGUCCAAGUGUGUUCGAGGUCACUUCCAGCCCCUGCUCUUGUUUUACGCUAAUCCCAAUGGUUUGCCAGUCAAUACUGAGGAUGUACCAAUUCCCAACCAACAGUCUGCUCACUGUAGAAUAGAUGGAGAGGAUUCAGAAAAAGAAAUGCAAAUGUCUGCUGCCAGAUUGACUGACCAUGUAAGGGAAAGCGGAACCGAAGGACAUUUGUCAAAAACCAGUAAUCAGGAAAUGCCUCCAAAACAACCAUCUAAUACUAAGGGAGGUUUCCAAAGGGGUUUUAUUCAAGAUAGUAGAGGUCGAGGGCUAAUUAAAGUAUUUCCUGACGAAAUUCCUUUUCGAUUGCGAGAUCGUUCAAAAGAUCAUGCUCAAAAGCCGCACAAUGCAAGGAGUUCUUCACAACCCCAGAAAAUAGAAAAUGAUAAGCUACCAAGAAGAGCGGACUACAGCAGACAGAAAGAGGAUAGAUCUCCUUCAAAAUCUGGAACACCACCUCACGGAAAUGGUCUGAAGCAUUUCUGGGAUCAACAUGUACAGAGUGGUCACAGAAAAGGACCUUCAAGUGAAGGUAGAACUACUCCACAACCAAGAGCAACAUCAAACAGAUUAUUUUAUGCAUCUGACAAUAAAAACAAAAGCAGCAGCUUCAGUGAAUUUGAUACUCAUAGCAGUCAAGAUUCAAGGGACAAAGGCAAUGGUAGGAAUAGAAGUAAGGGUAAGGUUUGGAAACCAUCACGGGAAACAUUGAACGUGGACAGUAUCUUUGAGGAUGGUAACAAAAGACAAAGUAGUCCAAAGCACAAAUCAAGCUCUUCUCACCAACCACUGCAAAACAGAGGACUGAAUGCUCAUGAUGUAUUGAAAGAGAACAGAAGACACAAAGAACUAAUGACUAUAUAUGAAGAUGAACUCAAACAAGGAGGUGGAAAUUCUUUGGAGGCAGAUGGAAAGUCAAAUCUAGCAAAAGACAAAAGCGUUGUGACUGAAAGCUUAAAAGUCCAUAAUGCUAGUCAUGUUCAGAAAAUUGAAGCUGUGAUCGAAACUAACGAUCGACUUAGCAAUAACUCUGCUAGUCACCAUACUUUGACCAUGGAAACACUCCAUGGAAAGCACUUGAAGAAUAUUCAGGAUUCAUUUAGUAACAGGUCCCAACAAGAAUUACAAAAACCUGAUGCAAGUCCCAAUCAUUCACACAGAUUUCCACUUAAUGAAGCUGAAAUGCAGAACAAGGAGUUGAAACUAAGAGAUGACAUUGUUGAAGGACCUAACAUGCAAAGAUCUCCCAUCGGUAUGGAUAGGCUUACUAAAGGCCAAGCUUCACCUUCACUAGAAAGAUCCAGGAAAUCUGCUCCCUUCCCUAAGCAAAAUACACAGUUUCAUGAAUCAUUAGGAAUGAACUUGCAAAACCACAGGUUCUGUAAAGAUAAUCCAAAUCCUCCACAACAGCAAUUAAAACAAUCAUCCACAGACAAACCUGUUCCAAAUAUUUCAGCCAAGUCCAACAACAAAGAUAUACCUGUGCCACAAGAUCAUCGUGCAUUUCCUAGUAAGGAUUUCAAGGAGGUUGCUUAUGGGAAAAGUUCUGAGUACAAUUUUCCAAUCUCACUGGAUUCUGAAGAUCAUUGGCCUCCUCCCCAGUUACAGCGUAUGGAAAUAACUGCAGUAACGCCACCAACUGGUUCACCGGUACAUUUGCAUCCAGCCAGUCGAUCCUCUGAGAAAUCUCAGCUUGAUCAAUGCCUGCUGUCUGAGGGCCUAAGCUCGUAUCAUGAUUGUGAAAAGAGAGAAAAUUUCCUAGAAUCUAUCCAUCAAGAUAGGUCAUCGCCACCACCUUUGCCUCCAAAAAUGUAUAAUCGGAGAGCCCUGAUCAGAGAUGAGCUCAAAGAGCAAAAGGAAAAUGUUUUGACAAAAGUGGCUACGUGCAUAAAAUCCAGGUUUACGGAUGAUGCAACGAUACCUCUGAAUGAAGUGCCAAGAAGGAUUUCUAAUCAAGGACACAUUUCAAGUCCUGCUGAAAAAUCUAAUCAUGAUGCAUCUGUACCUGACGAAUCUGCAACCAAUGCUCCUUCAGGACUGGAUAAAUCUGUUGCUCCAAUAACGUAUUUUUCUGUGGAUAAUUGCAUGACUGAUACUUACAGAGUCAAAUACCACGAGAGACCUAAACUCUACUUUGCAGAUGUAAAUCCUAGUGAAUCACAACAGGGAGAAGAAAAUCCCUUUCAAAGUGCAUCUAUGACUGCAUCUCAAAUAAUUCAUAGCCUUGGAAAAGGAAGUUCCCAUUCAUAAUUGAUACUGCGAAACUCAACCAGCAUAUGUAGAAUUAAAGUCAUCACCAACUGAAUCCAAAGACACCACAAUUGAAAUAAAUUGCAACUAAAAUAAUGGAAUCUAAUUGUAUUUGAUUCCAUGGUAGUUCUAAACACUGCAUGGUUGGAGACCAAUGAACAAUAAAGAAGGAACUCCAAUCAAGAUUACAAUGAGAAGCAUAAUUGAUAUUGCCAAUGUUGUCCAGCAGAGGGUAGCUCUCACUGAAGCUGAACAAAGUCAAAGCAAAUUGUCACACUGCUCCAUGCGGUGUAGACUCAAGUAAUGUGCGUGGUGAAGAUGUGCAAAUACUUUAUAAUGUCAGUCACAACCUUGUAUUCUGUACAUUGCUAACAAAAAAUGUUGUUAUAUUACUUUAAUCUUUUUUAUAUAUAAACUACAGUUUUGAGAUUUUUCAUUGAAUCAUUUCAAAUAUUCCUGGCUUGAAUCCUAUACCCAGGAAAUGUUGAGCAAAGUUGAUUAGAAUUGCAGAGAAACAAGAUGAAGCAGAUAUGUUCUGUCUCUUUUUUUUUUGUAAACUUAUUUUCUAAUGUGGUAAGCUGUAAACUUAAUUGUUUUAUUCCAGAAGAAACUGAUAAAUUGCUAUAAAAAGAAAUUUAACGUUAGACAAUUAAUUUGAAAUCAAUCUCUGCCUAAAACCUCAUCUUGCAUCACUUUGAGCAAAAUGUAGUUGUGCCGGAAAUGAAAAUACUUUUAAAUUUGGGAGGUUAUUACACUCCAUUUGAAUCAAUAAAUUCUUAUAAUGGUUGAGUAAAAAACAUUUGGGGAAAAAAGCAACAGAAUAGAUAUAGGGUCUGAACAAAGAUAUUUCAGUGCCUUUUUUUUAAUUUGCAGGUGUUAACAAAAAAUAUUUUUUUAUUUGUAUGAAGAAAUAUCAACACUCCCAACUCACUCGACACCUGUCUGAAGGUCCAAGACUCUGUUAACUAUCCAAAGAUUAGUAGAAAACACUCUUAUUCAUGUUAAAAAAAAUUAUUCCAUCAAAUGUGUUAAACAAAUGUGAAUCUAAUGAUGAUAGAAAUCUUAUUGGUGCUUUGAGAAACUGGCAAAAGCAAAGCAAAACAUAACUUUGCAGUUUCUGAAACUUUACACAAUUUUAAUAUUUUGCGUUUGUCAUGUGCGCUUUCAGAAGCUAGUUUUUUUGAUAAAACUCUAAUUAGUGUAAUUGCAUACAAACUGGAAUAAGUCAAAUACUUUUUAAACAAAUCAUACUUUCCCUCUAAGCAUAUAUGUUUUGGAUUUCUUAUUUUCAAAUUGCUGUUACUAUACAAAUGAAUUUUCAAAACUGAAACAGCCAAAUCUUUCAGUGAAAUGUUUACUGAAUAAAAAUUAAUGGUAGUGGUAUGCAAAGAUAAAAGCUCUUAAACAAAUGCAAAAAUUCUGAAACAUACCUUUUUUAAUCAGUAAACACUUUUAUAAAAUAUUUUUAUGCAUUGAGGAAAAUACCUAUUUAGGCUGAGAUUUGAGGUACUGUAACUUAUUUUUUAAUAUGCUGAUACCUGCAUGUGAAUAUUCUCCUAACAUUUUCAUUAAAAUAUUACCUUAUCUGAAGAAUACUAUGUAUUAACAAUAGAAUUCUGUUGUUCUGUUACCAUGCACACACGUUUUUGACAUUUGGGCUCCUUGUUAAAAUUACACCUUAAAUGACACCUGAUAGGCAGAUCAAUUAUUGAAUACCAUCAUUUCCAUUUGUAACAAAUGCUACUAAUGUAUUUUUGUAUCAAAUUCAAAUUUCUUAUCCCAAGUCUUGUUUUUAUUUUCAAACUGUGCCUGUAUCUUUUGGGUUAAAAUGCCAUUUGGUUCCAAAAAGUGAGGAUAUUUAUAUGCCUUCUGAACAAUGUUGAAUUUUGUUGCACAUUAAACAGCUAACUUGCAUACAAAUAUUUUCAGUUUUGUUAACUUGCAGGACUAUCUCAAAAGAAUGCCUUAAGAAUUUUUAGGAUCAUUGCAAUAAAACAUACAAUCCUAAAUAGCUUGACUACCAAAUAAUUUUAUUGUGUUGGAAAAGUGCUAUAUUAGAAUUCUUGAUUCCUGAUUAAUGCAACUUGUGGAACAGUUAAAUACAAAAGGACCAAUAUGGAAACAAGGCCAAACUGUGGCUAGUGCAGAAUGUCUAUUUAUUUUUCUAUGUAAAAUGAGGGACUAUUUGUAGCAACUGAUUUUUAUUAUGCUUUGGAUAUAUAUUGUGGAGUAACUAUUUACUUUGUACAAGAAGGUUAUUUCUAGUUUCAUGUACUAAUAUCUUGCAGAUAAGUAUUAAAAUCUAAAGUAUUUUCAUCCUA